AUGUCGCCUGCUGGCUCGCAGCCUGGUUCCGGUGAUGAUGCCGCUGGCGUUGCUCCGCUGCUGGUGCUGCUGGACGAUGCCGCGGGCCUGGCUACUGCAGAGACGCCGCUGAUGGACGGCGCUGGACUGUUUACUCUCAUCGACGACGUGCUCGCUGGUCUUGUUGUGCCGCACGCCGAGCGGGUCUUUGCUUGGCUGGAGGACGCGCUGCCGCAGGUCGGCCGCCUGUUGGACGGGCCGAAGGGCGAUCGGGCGGCAAAGUCGGCCGGCCUCGCUCUUCUUCGCGCCUGCAACGACAUGCUCCGCAGGCUUUCGCGGGCUCAGGACAACGCGUUCCGCGGACGCAUCCUCGUGUUCCUCGCCAUGGCCUUUCCGCUCUCGGAGCGCUCGGGCGUCAACCUCACUUCUCGGGUCAACGUCGACAACACCACCGCGCUCGAUGAAGCCCCGCCUGCCGACGACAAAGCCGCCGCUGCCUGGAAGGUCCAGAUCGAAGCUGGCGGCAAGCGCGGACCAAACGACCCGCCUGUCGACUUUGGCUUCUACCGCGCGUUUUGGUCGCUGCAGGAGGCGUUCAAGAACCCGGCGGCGGUGAUGGCCGGCGACGACGACGACGCCCCAUCCGCCUGGCCGACCUUCCUCGACACCGCCCGGCUCGUCCUCAAGGCCUUUGCCACUCAGCCUUUUCACGAGAGCGACGACGCCGUCUACCGCCGCGCAGCCGCAGACGCGCCGGUCGGCAUGGAGCUCGAGACCGAGGCCGGAAGCAACAACACCGAUAGCAUCUCGGCCCACUUUUGCAAGUUCCUCACUUCAUCGCGGCUCAUCACGCUCGAGCUCUCGGACCCGUUCUUCCGCCGGCACAUCCUGAUGCAGUACCUUAUCUUUAUCCAGAGCCUGCGCGUGGCUGCCACAAAGACGAAGCAGGUCGUGCUCUCGUCCGCACAGAACGCCGCCCUCGACGAGCUCCACGCCGAGGCCAUGGCCCAGAUCCGCGCCACUCCGCCCGACGGCAAGGUGUUUGCCGCCGUCGUCACCAAGCUCAUGGAGCGCGAGCUCGCCUGGCUGUCAUGGAAGUUCGACUCGUGUAAGCCGUACGAGCGCCCCGCAACCAGCGACGUCAAGCUCGCCGCCGUCCCGCUCUCGCGCAAGCGCAAGCUCGCCGAUGAGACGGCGGCGGCGGCCGCUGCUGCGCCGUCCAAGAAGCGCAAGCCGGUCUCGCGCUUUGCCCCGCCGCCGCCGGACCCCGUCGCCCAAGUCGCCGAUCUGCUCGAGGCUCAGGACAACUGGACGCCGCUGGAGGACGCCGAGCGCCCGCCGUCUAUGGAGGUCAUCAUGCGACCCAUUGUCGACGAUGCCGACCCGGAAAACGCCAUCGAAGACGAGUACAAGCGCAAGAAUGACCCCAAGUACAUGUGGAAGGCCCUGCGUGUUGCUUCGCAAGCCUCGUUUGAGGUCUACUCGGCCCUCGGCUCGGACGUCGACGAUGCCGCCGCUCGCUGGCAGAACCCGCACCUCUCCUUUGAUGAUGACGCUCCGCUCUGGCCUGGUGUCACCGAGACGGCCGAGGCCAAGCCAAAAGCAGCAGAGCAGAAGGCCGAGCAAAAGGCUGAAUCCGACCCCGAGGCCGAACCAGCAGACAUGGACGUGGCAGCCCCCGACGCCGACGUGGUCCCUGACGCUGACGCUGACGCUGAUGCCGACGCGGAUGCUGCGCUCGAGCCUAUGGACGAAAUCCCCGAGGGUCUGACCGAGGCCGACGCUGAGCUCGACGUCGAGCUGGAUGUCGAGCUCGACGCCGACGACAUGGCUGCUGCAGAAGCAGAGUUCCUGGCUGCCACCGAAGAGCUGGAGGAGGGUGAGGUUGUCAGCGACGACGACGACGACGAGUAA
This is a messenger RNA of Thecamonas trahens ATCC 50062, 1893 nucleotides long. RefSeq lists its product as uncharacterized. Gene Ontology annotation, cellular component: THO complex part of transcription export complex. Gene Ontology annotation, biological process: regulation of DNA-templated transcription elongation; mRNA export from nucleus. The coding region runs from base 1 to 1893 and encodes 630 amino acids. The transcript has a single exon. The record is from RefSeq and is a predicted model, not a curated record. NCBI's taxonomy places the organism in Eukaryota, Apusomonadida, Apusomonadidae.